UUAUUAUUACAACUAAAAAGCGCCUUUCUUUCUCUUUCGCACCAAAUUUCCCUUUUUCUUCUUCUUUAUUAUUUUUUUUCUCUUUCUCUCUCUCGCUUUCCGAUUCCCCCCUCUUUUUCCCUCUCGCUUUCCGGCCAAGAUUGUUCGCUCGCUCGGUCGCUCCGCCGCAGAAUCUCCUCUCUCGUUAGCUGUAGAAGAAUGUGGCUAGCAUGCGUGUGGGAAGAGAAAGAGCAAGAGCUCGGAAGGCAACAAGCGCCAGGAACAUGUCCUUUCUGUCAAGGAAAAGUGUACGCCAUUGAUGUGGAAAGGCAAUGGAAGCUCUGUUUUCUUCCUCUCUGUCUCAAGAUCAAGAGGAAGUAUCUCUGUACUCUCUGUUCUCGCCGCCUCGAAUUGUGCCACUGGUAGUAGUACUGAUUAAUUAUAAUCUAAAAGAAAUUAAAUUAGGUCGUACGUGUCGAUCGGUUUAAUUUUCUUCAUCGAUCGAUUAAUCGUCUAAUUAUUGGAACCGCUACUGGUAAAAUUCAUGUGUGGCUGUUCUUCCUUCAAGUGUUUGACUGAAUUUUGAUGAAACGGAUGAGGAUCAGGAUCAGGAGUUAUUGGAUCUGAAUCGAAUUCAGAUGGAUAUAUAUCUCUACUCUAAUCUUGUUUUUGUACAGUAAAAUGUAAAAAAAAAAAAAAAAAGGUUGUAGAUAAGAGGAAGACACAUUUAUCUUCGGCGUUUCUAUAUUAAUUGAAAUAUUGGUUCAUCUUCUUGAUUGA
This is a messenger RNA of Cucumis sativus (cucumber), 759 nucleotides long. RefSeq lists its product as uncharacterized. Bases 199 to 405 code for a protein of 68 amino acids. The record is from RefSeq and is a predicted model, not a curated record. The transcript has a single exon. Lineage: Eukaryota; Viridiplantae; Streptophyta; Magnoliopsida; Cucurbitales; Cucurbitaceae.